UGGUAAGAACAUUGUUUUUUUUUUUAAUUAUUUCUUGUUAGCAUUUUUUUUUUUUACAUAUACAUAAUGGCUGCAGUUGUUGAUAAAAGCAAUAAGGGAGAAAAUGUCAGCAUGUGGUUAUUAAAUUAUAUUAAAAACCAUGGGGGACCAUAUGAAAUCCCACAGGAAUGUAAAGAUUCAUGGGAUUUAAUGAAAAUUUUUAUAGCUGACAGUGUUUUUGAUAAGAAAACUAAGGAAUCAAAACGUAAAGGAAUGGUCCUUCAGGGAUUAUUGUCCUGUUGUUUAAAAAUGGCAGAAAUUGUUAAACAAAAGGAUAAUGAUUUUACAGAACAGACUGACAAGUAUGAAACUUUGCUGAAAGAGUCAAAUGAAAAGAUUUCUGAGUUAAGAUUGCAUGCCAUUACUACUGGUGAAGCGUUAAUUGAAAAGGCCAAUCUGUGUGACCGUUUAACAGCAACAAAUGAUGAAUUGUCAGUGAAAAUACAGGAUAUAGAGAAGGAGCUGGAGGAACACAAACAUGCAGUAAAUAUUGCUUUUGAUAAAGUUGGUGAAAAAUCUGAUCAACUUUGUCAAAACAAUAUUUCCAAAUUUAAAGAGCACAAACAAAUUUAUCCAUGGAAUGAAUUGGAUCAAGCAUCUAGUUUCCCAGCAGCCCCUGUUGUCACUACCACUGUAUUAAACACUGACAAUUCAGGUGAGGUACAGCUCAUAUCAAAGCAAUUAAAGCCUCAGGAGAUGGAUGCUAUUGUUAGAGAGAUUGGGCAGGUACCACGAUAUGACAUAAAUAGAUUCAUGAAAUGGUUCUGUGAAUUAAAAAGGGUUAGAGAAACAUAUAACCUGAAUACGGACGAUAUAGAUAGAAUCUUACAAAGAGUUGUUGGAAAUGGUUUGUGGGUUAGGAUUGUACAUAACUGUGGACAGCAACGAAGGACAAGGGAUGUUUUUAGAGAAAUGCUGAGAGCGUUGUAUGGCAUUACUUUAAAUGUGUCAUUGUCUGGUAAGAUUAAACAGAUGAAACAGGAAUGUCCAUAUGAACUAUGUGAUAGGAUAGCCACAGUGAUGGAUCAAUUGAUGACUGGUAAUCCAGGAUUUGAACAUGGUGGCUUACUCCAUAGAGUGAUGUUGUUGGAAGCUUUAGAAGAGGAUGUCAAGGAAGGUAUAUUGUCUGUAACACCUGACCCUAUAGAUUUAAAGGAUAUAUUGUUAAGGGCAGAUAAUUUGUGGAGGAAAAGGAGUAGAAAGGAAAGUUUUGCAGUUGAUGCCGCUAGAAUCUUUAGGGUAGAAGGACAACAAAAUAAAGAGUAUGCUGGUUUUAGAGGGCCUCAGCGAGGGAAUAGAGCUUACAAUUCAGAAUGGCAGAGAGAAAGAGGGAAAUAUGAACAGGAGAAGAAAGAUAGGGCUCCUAGACAAUCCUGGAUACCCUUUCCCCAACUGAAAAGAGAGCAUGACAAGCUUAAAAUGGAAUAUGAUACCAUAAGGGCUGAGAGAGAUCUCUUGAAACAAAACGUUUCUGUGCUGGAGGCAGAAUUGUCCAAAUUAAGGUGUGUUUCUCUUACAACUUCUGGUGUUACAGACCAAGGGGGAGGUAUUCAACACAGAGCUAUAAACCUGUGAAUACCAAUGUAGAACACUUUAAUAGUUUUUUUUGCACUUAACUUUGUUGUUUUAUGUGGAAUACAUGGAGUAAUAUGUUUUUCCAAGUUAUAUCUUUCAGGAAAAGGUCUUCCAGCAGAAGGAUCAAUGUACCUGAAUCUUUGGUCACUACCUUUAUUUAUCAUUUUUCAUACCACAAUUAAGUAGGACUGGAGAUAAUCUAAUCAUGCUGAACUGUUUUUAAAAUUUUAUUCAUGGCUUCCUAACAGUAAUUUUAUGGAUGGGAGUGGCAAAAGCACAGGUCUAUCCUGCAACAAAAAAAAAAUUUUGCUCAAGGAACCAAAGCUUUUAAGUGGGGGAGUGAAUACAUUAACAUAAUAAUUAAGGAAAGGUGUUGGAGCUGGACACCACAGAGAAAACUUUUGAAUGGAUACAGUAGUGCAGUAGACUGGAUACUGUUGUGAUUUCAAUAUAUGUUCUACAGAAUUCCUCUGAGCUAAAGUUUUUCCCCAAAUAAAACAGGUUGUGAUUGUGAUUAAGGACUAAAGAUGUGUGACAAGAGUCCUCU
Molecule: messenger RNA, 2161 nt
Organism: Xenopus laevis (African clawed frog)
Lineage: Eukaryota; Metazoa; Chordata; Amphibia; Anura; Pipidae
Exons: 1
Coding region: 67-1614 (515 amino acids)
Source: RefSeq, a predicted model, not a curated record